Messenger RNA from Ceratosolen solmsi marchali, 643 nucleotides. RefSeq names its product ribosomal protein L26 (gene RpL26). Lineage: Eukaryota; Metazoa; Arthropoda; Insecta; Hymenoptera; Agaonidae. Bases 15 to 569 code for a protein of 184 amino acids. Gene Ontology annotation, molecular function: RNA binding; structural constituent of ribosome. Gene Ontology annotation, biological process: translation. The transcript is spliced from 4 exons. The record is from RefSeq and is a predicted model, not a curated record. Gene Ontology annotation, cellular component: ribosome; large ribosomal subunit.
GGACAAAUUUAGUCAUGAUGUUUUAUCAUGUAAAUGCAACUUUAAGCGAACUGAAAGUUUCUUUUUGGAAGUUUGUAUAUACUUCCGGUUCUCCCUGUAGAACCUGCCCUAUUUUUGACAAGAUGAAAUUUAAUAAAUUAGUAACGUCGUCAAGAAGAAAAAAUAGAAAAAGACAUUUCACAGCUCCGUCUCAUAUACGAAGAAGACUUAUGUCUGCACCCCUUUCAAAGGAACUCAGAUUAAAAUAUAAUGUUCGAACUAUGCCAAUUCGCAAAGAUGAUGAAGUUCAGGUGGUGAGAGGACAUUAUAAAGGCCAACAAGUUGGCAAAGUAAUUCAAGUUUACAGGAAAAAAUUUGUCAUAUACAUCGAAAGGAUUCAAAGAGAAAAAAUGAAUGGUGCUAGUGUUUAUGUUGGAAUUGAUCCUUCCAAGACUGUUAUUGUCAAACUAAAAAUGGACAAAGAUCGUAAAAAGAUUAUUGAUCGAAGAGGUAAAGGUCGUCUUGCUGCGCUUGGAAAAGAUAAGGGCAAAUAUACUGAAGAAAGUGCAGCUGCUAUGGAAACAUUGUAAAGAUUUUAAUCCAUUGACGCAGUUGUAAUAUUUAUAAAUAAAGUUUCGAAUAUACAUUCGAAAUUUUUAAUGUU